UCCUUUCUCUCUCCCAUCUCUCCCUCUCUCUGAGCUCGCAGGGAGAAAGGAUUGGGUUUCGCCGACAUUUGUUUCCGUCCUCCGACCGUAAUCCAACCAUACGACCCGGUAUCAAAGUAGAGUUGCUACGGAAAGGAACUUUUAUAGCAGCAUGCGGCAAACUACUUGGAUGGACCGUCUCAUCUUUCUUGCUUUACAUACCUGAUUUCUAUAAUUUGAUGAGCAGGGUAACACAGCAGCCACCACACCGAGGAGGAAGAGAGGAGCAACAGGCAUGAAGGCGCUGAUUCUUGUUGGAGGAUUUGGCACUCGGUUGCGUCCCUUGACGCUCAGUGUCCCCAAGCCACUGGUUGAGUUCGCAAACAAGCCCAUGAUUCUGCAUCAGAUUGAAGCUUUGAAAGAGGUUGGAGUGACAGAAGUUGUUCUUGCCAUCAACUAUCAGCCUGAGGUGAUGCUCAACUUCUUGAAGGAAUUCGAGAACAAGCUCGGUAUCAAAAUCACCUGCUCCCAAGAGACUGAGCCACUGGGAACGGCUGGGCCACUGGCUUUGGCGAGAGACAAGCUGGUAGAUGGCUCCGGCGAGCCCUUCUUCGUCCUCAACAGCGACGUCAUCAGCGAGUACCCGUUUGCCGAGCUGAUCCAGUUCCACAAUGCACAUGGUGGAGAAGCCACGAUUCUGGUGACCCAGGUGAAUGAGCCGUCCAAGUACGGCGUCGUGGUCAUGGACGAAGAAACUGGAAAGGUUGAAAGGUUCGUGGAGAAGCCUAAGGCCUUCGUCGGCAACAAGAUCAAUGCGGGCAUCUACUUGUUGAACCCCUCGGUCCUGGACCGCAUCCAACUCAGGCCCACCUCCAUCGAGAAGCAGGUCUUCCCUCAGAUCGCUGCAGACCAAAAGCUCUUCGCCAUGGUGCUCCCCGGGUUCUGGAUGGACAUCGGGCAGCCCAAGGACUACAUCACGGGCUUACGGCUCUACCUGGAUGCCCUGCGGAAGAAGUCCCCCAGCAAGCUGGCCGCCGGCUCGCACGUCGUCGGGAACGUGUUGGUGCACGAGACGGCCGUCGUCGGAGAGGGGUCCUUGAUCGGGCCGGACGUGUCGGUCGGACCGGGCUGCGUGGUAGAGGCCGGGGUGAGGCUGUCGAGGUGCACGGUGAUGCGGGGCACCCGCAUCAAGAAGCACGCGUGCGUCUCCGGCAGCAUCAUCGGCACGCAUUCCACCGUGGGUCAGUGGGCGCGGAUCGAGAACAUGACCAUCCUCGGCGAGGACGUGCACGUCGGCGACGAGAUCUACAGCAACGGAGGCGUCGUCCUCCCGCACAAGGAGAUCAAAUCCAGCAUCCUGAAGCCUGAGAUCGUGAUGUGAGCAGUAGAAUCUGUCUCUACAAGUGUAACCAAUGGUGUUUGUGUGUUCGACUUUUGUGCUGUGCGUGCGGAACUAAGUUGGCAGAUGGACUCUCGUGGAAGAAGUCAUCGCAACGGAUAUAUGUUUUACUCCUUUACAUCAAGAAGCUGUUUACAUGUGUGUGUUCUUUUU
This is a messenger RNA of Musa acuminata subsp. malaccensis (wild Malaysian banana), 1531 nucleotides long. RefSeq names its product probable mannose-1-phosphate guanylyltransferase 1. Gene Ontology annotation, cellular component: cytoplasm. The record is from RefSeq and is a predicted model, not a curated record. Gene Ontology annotation, biological process: GDP-mannose biosynthetic process. Gene Ontology annotation, molecular function: mannose-1-phosphate guanylyltransferase (GTP) activity; GTP binding. NCBI's taxonomy places the organism in Eukaryota, Viridiplantae, Streptophyta, Magnoliopsida, Zingiberales, Musaceae.